UGUUACAACAUUACGCCCCCGCACGGUGCGCCCUCUCCCUUCCCGUAUCAUGACUCUUUUUGGAUAUCACCACAUCAAAAAAUCAACACAAGAUGUCAAAACGGCCAAAACUGUCAGGUGCCCAGGGAAGAGAAAAGAAGAGGAGAAACGAGAAAAAGACAGAGGUAGCAGGUAAAAACAUGCAGAUCUUUGUGACGACUCUAUCCGGGAAGACGCUCACUCUCAAGGUGGAGCUCACGGACACAAUUGAGAAGGUGAAGACCAAAAUCCGUGCCAAGGAAGGACUUCCAGCCCGCCAGCAGAGACUGAUCUUUGCUGGCAAGCAACUGGAAGACGAGCGCACCCUCUCGCACUACAACAUCCAGAGGGAGUCCACCAUCCACUACAUCCUGCGCCUGAGAGGUGGCAUGCAGGUCUUUGUGAAGGGCUCGCUCGGAAGGCUCGACCCGUACGAGGUUGAGAUCGGGGACACGGUGGAGAGUUUGAAGGAGAAAAUCCGGGACCUGACGGGGGUUCCUCUUCACGAGCAGGUACUGGACUGUAACGGCCGCAGGCUGCUGGAGCAAGAACGCUUGUCCGACUACAACAUCAGUCCGCAGUCUGUGAUUGAUCUCAGAAUGAGUAGCUGUCGCAAAAUGCGGAUCUUCGUGAAGACCCUCACCGGCAGGGUCCUCACCCUCUACGUCAGGGCUGACAACACUAUUAAGAACGUGAAGGCCAUAAUCCAAGAACAAGUAGGGGUUCCUCCUCACCAGCAGGCACUGACUUUUGGCCGAAGUCAACUGGAGGAUGACAAGUACUUGUUUUCAUACAAGAUCAAGGCCGAAGCGACCCUUCAUCUUGUCCUGCGUCCUUUGUGAAGACCAUAGGCUACAUUUCUGCCAGUGGGUGCUCGGGGUGUGUCUAUUAGUGCUGUCCCCAUACCAAUAUUUUGGUACUGGUACCAAACGUAUUUCGGUACUUUUCCACAAAAAAUGUGGCUUUAUUCGAACAAAAACUGUGCAAGACCUCCUUCUACCACCUCAGGAACAUUGCUAAACUCCGCCCCUCACUCCCUCUCUCUGAUGCCGAGAAGCUCGUCCACGCCUUGGUCUCCUCCUGGCUCGACUACUGCAACUCACUUCUUGUCGGGAUCCCCAGCAAGAACAUCCAGAAGCUACAGUACUUACAGAAUAGUGCUGCUAGGAUCCUGACGAGAGUGCGGAAAUAUGACCCCAACUCUCAAAUCCCUUCACUGGCUUCCUGUUCCACUCAGGAUUGAAUUGAAAGUCUCCCUACUAACCCACCAGUGCCUCCAUGGAGAUGCCCCCCCUCUACCUCAAAGAACUGCUCACCCCCGACACCUCCGCUCCGGACAGGCUAACCUCCUCCAACCUCCGAGGACAAAGCUACGAACAAUGGGAGACCGGGCUUUCUGCUCCGCCGCUCCCAGUCUGUGGAACGCUCUCCCUGACCACCUGAGGGCACCACAGACUGUGGAUGCUUUAAAAAAAGGCUUAAAAGCCCUUCUUUUUCAAAUAUAUGUAUAUAUAUAUUAGGGCUGGGAAUCUUUGGGUGUCCCACGAUUCGAUUCAGAAUCGAUUCUUGGGGUCAAGAUUCGAUUCAGAAUCGAUUCUUGGGGUCAAGAUUCGAUUCAGAAUCGAUUUUUUUUUUCCCAAUUCAACACGAUUCUCGAUUCAAAAACGAUUUUUUUUUUUUUUUUUUAUGAAAACAAUACACAACAAUACCAUAAUAAUGGAAUACAAUUUCAAAA
Molecule: messenger RNA, 1753 nt
Organism: Entelurus aequoreus (snake pipefish)
Lineage: Eukaryota; Metazoa; Chordata; Actinopteri; Syngnathiformes; Syngnathidae
Product: polyubiquitin-B-like
Exons: 2
Coding region: 93-860 (255 amino acids)
Biological process (GO): modification-dependent protein catabolic process; protein ubiquitination
Cellular component (GO): cytoplasm; nucleus
Molecular function (GO): ubiquitin protein ligase binding; protein tag activity
Source: RefSeq, a predicted model, not a curated record